Molecule: messenger RNA, 6989 nt
Organism: Phodopus roborovskii (desert hamster)
Lineage: Eukaryota; Metazoa; Chordata; Mammalia; Rodentia; Cricetidae
Gene: Ptbp3
Product: polypyrimidine tract binding protein 3
Exons: 14
Coding region: 240-1811 (523 amino acids)
Biological process (GO): mRNA processing; regulation of RNA splicing
Cellular component (GO): nucleus
Molecular function (GO): mRNA binding
Source: RefSeq, a predicted model, not a curated record
GGGGCGCGGCGCUGGCGAGAGCGUGCCUGGUCCCCGCCCCUGUUUCCCACUCUUCCUUCCACCUCCGACCGGCCGGAGCUGCGGAGCGGCUCCGCUCGCCGGUCCCCGGAGCCGCCGCCUGCUCCCUCCGCCCGCGGCGAGCCCGUCAAUCCCCGCACAACGCGCUCCUCCAUCUGGGCCAUGGAUGGCGGGGAUCUGAUGAGCUUCUUUCUCCUGGUGUCAUUAACGGACCUUCUACCAUGAACAAUUCAACUCCUUCAGGUGUGUAUGCUAAUGGGAAUGACAACAAGAAAUUUAAAGGAGAUAGACCUCCCUGUUCGCCUUCCCGUGUUCUCCAUCUUCGCAAAAUUCCAUGUGAUGUCACCGAAGCAGAGGUCAUAUCAUUAGGUCUACCAUUUGGCAAAGUAACUAAUCUUUUGAUGUUGAAAGGAAAAAGCCAGGCCUUUUUAGAAAUGGCUUCUGAAGAAGCUGCUGUUACUAUGGUAAAUUAUUACACUCCAGUUACUCCUCAUCUACGAAGUCAGCCUGUUUAUAUCCAGUAUUCCAAUCACCGAGAACUUAAGACUGACAAUCUGCCUAAUCAGGCUAGAGCCCAAGCUGCACUGCAGGCUGUCAGUGCUGUCCAGUCAGGAAACCUGUCCCUUUCUGGAGCUCCUUCCAAUGAAGGUGCAGUUCUACCUGGGCAGAGCCCUGUGCUCCGGAUAAUUAUUGAAAACUUAUUCUACCCUGUCACUCUGGAAGUUCUUCAUCAGAUAUUUUCUAAAUUUGGCACGGUCUUGAAGAUUAUCACCUUUACAAAGAAUAAUCAAUUUCAAGCCUUGCUUCAGUAUGCUGAUCCACUGAAUGCACAUUAUGCCAAAAUGGCUUUGGAUGGCCAGAAUAUCUAUAAUGCAUGCUGCACUCUGCGUAUUGACUUUUCCAAGCUCACCAGCCUUAAUGUGAAAUAUAAUAAUGACAAAAGCAGAGACUUCACUCGCUUAGACCUUCCUACUGGUGAUGGCCAGCCAUCUCUUGAACCUCCUAUGGCUGCUGCUUUUGGUGCACCAGGUAUAAUUUCCUCUCCAUAUGCAGGGGCUGCUGGAUUUGCCCCCGCUAUUGGAUUUCCUCAAGCUACAGGUCUGUCUGUCCCAGCUGUUCCUGGAGCCCUUGGUCCUCUCACGCUCACCUCCUCUGCUGUCACUGGAAGGAUGGCCAUUCCUGGGGCAAGUGGUAUACCAGGGAAUUCUGUUCUGCUUGUCACUAACCUCAAUCCUGAUUUUAUCACACCACAUGGGCUUUUUAUCCUGUUUGGAGUGUAUGGUGAUGUACAUCGAGUGAAGAUCAUGUUUAACAAGAAAGAAAACGCCUUGGUGCAGAUGGCAGAUGCGAGUCAAGCUCAGCUAGCAAUGAACCAUUUAAGCGGUCAGAGACUUUAUGGAAAAGUACUUCGUGCUACACUGUCCAAACACCAAGCAGUUCAGCUCCCUAGAGAGGGACAAGAAGACCAAGGUCUGACUAAGGAUUUCAGCAAUAGUCCCCUGCAUCGCUUUAAAAAGCCUGGCUCGAAGAACUUCCAGAAUAUCUUCCCACCAUCAGCCACUCUGCAUCUUUCCAACAUUCCCCCUUCUGUUACAAUGGAUGAUUUGAAGAACCUUUUUACAGAAGCUGGAUGCUCAGUGAAGGCUUUUAAAUUCUUUCAGAAAGAUCGUAAGAUGGCACUCAUUCAGUUGGGGUCUGUGGAAGAAGCAAUCCAGGCCCUUAUUGAGCUUCACAAUCAUGAUCUUGGAGAGAAUCAUCACCUUAGAGUUUCCUUCUCAAAGUCUACCAUCUGAGUUCUCUGAAUUUUAGACUGGACCAUAAUUUCAGUAAAGUCUUCAGGCACAGACUGAAGCAGCUCAAGACCAAUUCUGCCUCUCACAAAAGUAACUCUUUGGGAGUUUGAUUGAUAUUCAAGUACAUUUAAAACAAGAGAUAUUCCCUUUUUUUUUUGUCUGAUUUUUCCCACUAAUGUAUGAUCAAAGGUUUGCUUUUCCUUUGUACUGCAGUUUCUAUGAAAAUAAUUUUCAGGAAAAAAGAUCAGGAAAAUAUUUUUUAAAUAAUUUAAUUCCCUGAAUUAGAUUUCAAAAGGAAAGACUUUAAGUUUGGGUUCAGAUCAGCCUUACAUGACAUUUCUAAUACCCUUUGUACUUUGAGGAAUUUAGACAUACAGACUUUUACAAUUUCUUGAUGUAAUUUAAACCAUUUACAACCAAGUUUUUAACUUUGUGAUUCAGAAGUUUCCCUGUGGAAAAUGAUGUUCACUUAUAAAUUAUAUCAGAUAUUUGCAUCUAUUGAUAGUUAUUAUAUAUAACCACAUGGAGUUAUAUUGGAAGCAGGUUUAUAAACAUGCAUGCUUUCUUUCGAUGAUUUUUUUUUUUUUUUCACUGUAUGACACUCCUUUGAAAAAUGUAUAUCUUCUCUUUCAAAGACUAUUUGGAAAAGCAAAGUGUUGGAAUUGUCCCCAGGGAUACAGAAGUGGAAUUCAGCCUGAAUCUGUUACAAUAUCAGAAUAAUUAAUCAUUUAAAAAAAAUCAUGUUUUAAAUUUCAAAAUUACAUUUGUCAAGUAAUGUAAUGUGAUCUUGGAAACUUUUAAAAGAAAAAUAAUCCUACUUUUUUAUAAUUGUUUUGAGAAAAAAAGUUUACAGUCUUAAGGAAAAUAUUCAGGUCUAUCAUAUGGUUUGACAGAUUUUUUAAAAGUUAUUUUUGGUAAGGUCUUCUUUUAGAAAAAAAAUCUCAAGGGUUUUUUGUACCACUAUAAUCUCUAAUACUCAGAAUUACUGUGUAUUUACUUAAUUUCUUAUUAUGUGCCUUAUUAUGUAUGUGCUUAAGAUAUAAUAGAUUAGAGUUUUAUCUAAAUAUCUAGAAAGAUAAAUUGUGGGCUUGGUGAGCAUUCUGGUUUUUUUUUUUUUUCCCUUUCCUUGUCUUGGAUUUUAAGGGUUCCCUCCCUUUUUUCAUUGCAAUUUUAAGUGAUUUUCAAUAAGUAAUAGUUUUUAUUCAAAUUUUUGGUGCUUUGGUGUGGUGAUGGGAUAGGGAAGGGUGACUGGUUGGGAAUGACUGAGUGUGCACCUGUAGGCUCUGUUGUGACUGCUGGUUGCCUCCAGCCUUUAUGUAAAGUAGAAGCUGUAGAACUGUCUCAGUUCACAUCUGUCUGACCUUUACCACCUGUUAGGAUUUGUCUCAGGAUUACUUGGUUCUUUCUCAGCACUCAAGUGAGAACUUGCUUUUCUUUGUUAAUGGACUUCAUUACUGAAUGCCCACAUAUUUGGAGUAUGAGAAAGUGGGUUGUGUUUUAUACUCUGACCCUCUUAAUUUUUUUGGUUGAAUGUAAAGUACAUGUUAAUGUUGCUUCAGUGGUUAUUUCAUGUAAAAUUGUUUCUUUAACAUAAAACUGCUUAUGUUAAUUAUUCCUUCAAUGCUUAAUCAGUUUUUAUAAUACAGAAUUUGUCAAAGGGAUCAAUUUUGUCCACCCCUUUUCACUUUUAAUAUUCUCAGAGUUGAUCAUCUCAUCUUUUAAAAAGUAUCUCAGACUUCUAUUUUCAGCCAUUAAUUUGGUCAUGCAUUUUUCUCUUUUAAAAAAGAAAGGAAAAAAGUUUUACAGAAAAUAGAAGCCGAAAGAGAUAAUUAUAGAUUGUUUAAAAUCAAAUCAGAAUUCCCUCAAUAUGAAGCAACAGUUGGUAGAACAUGCAUAGAGAUGCUCAGUUGGAACAAUUCAGAUGGGUCACCUUAGUAUUGGCUGAAUAGAAAGGCUUGAUAAUUGUAUGUAUAGUUGGGUGUUUUCCCACAUUUGAGGUAUAUUUUCACCUGAAUACUGAAUAAAAGGAGGGGAGAAAUUGGGAUAGUUUCCCCAGAUUGGCCUUUUUCUUUUCACAAAGACACUAUAUAUUAGUUUUCAGUGACAUUUUUAAAUUGGAUUGUUUUAUUUUGAGUUGGGAACUACUAUGUAGUUUAUUAAUUCCUGACACAUAACAUCCAGCAUAAGUGUAGCAAAAGUUAGUGAUAACAGAAGGGAAAUCAUAAUAGUGUUGAAUGUAAUUCUGAAGUAGGGAUGGCCUUUAAAUCUGGGAGAACAUUGAAAUCCUUUUCAGGGAUUUGUGUAGAUAUGUGUGCGUGCGUGUGUGUGUAUAAAUAAGUGUAUGUACAUACAUAUACUCUUUUAAUGUUAUAUAUACAUAUGCACAUUACGUACAUUUUAAUUUAUUGACAAAAUUAACAAAAUUAAGAUUUGGGAACGUAGGAUAUACUUUAAAAGAGCAUGUUUGAAGUCAUCAGUUAUGUCUAAAAUUAGCUGUAGCAUAUGGAUACUGCCCAUAUUGAGCUCUUUAUUGUUUGAAUCAUAGAGGUAUUUGUGUUGGCAUAGUUUUAAAUAUUGGGGUGGUGGAAAAUUUGAUCUUUGUGUUUUAUUUUGGCAUGCAUUUAUUCAGUAUCUUUCAAGCAGUGGUUUAUUUUUUGCUGUUAAUCUUUGAGAAUGCCUUGCUGAGUUAAUUUACUUUAUUUUGAGGAGUGUUGUCAUAUACUUUUCAAGGUAUCCUAACUUUUACAAAGCAUAUAGAAAUUCAGGACUUAAGGAAAUAAAUAGCAGUACACUUUUAAUAAUAGUGCUGUAUAGCAAGGUGUUUUACUUUGGGGUUUGGAUAACUCAAAAUCUGGUAAAAUAUGUUUUGUGACAUAUGAGAAUAGACAAAUCAUGCAUUCUCUUAAUUGACAGUUUGCUAGAGUUUCAGGAUUACCCAUAUUCCCAUAAAAUGACAUGAGAUCUUCAGGACUAAAUGCUAGAAGCUGUUCUUUGUAGCAGUGUUUGAACUGAAUGUUUUAGAGUUACAGUUGCUGUCUUUUUAAUUCCUUCUUCGUUUUUAUCUCCUGUGGUGGUUAAGGGUCCUGUUGAAAUUUGGAAUUAGUCCUUAUGAGCCAGGCAUGGUAGCAUACAACUAAACUCAGCCUGGACUGCAGAAUAAGUUCCAUGCCAGCUUUGCUACAUUAGACCUUGUGUCCCCAUCUUCCCCAAUUAAAAAACAAACAAAAGAAAACACACACACACACACACACACACACACCAAAACAAACAAAAACUUAGAAUCUACAGAGUGUCAAUUUUUAAAGUCUUCAUUUCAUUGGGCAGAACAUUUAUUUUUGAAUGUAUUAUAAUGUAGUUUCUCUUAACGUUCCAUUAAAUGUCCUUGGACAGAAAAUGGCAAACUCAGAAAUAAUGAUCUUUCGUGCCUCAGUGAAUCCACUUACAAAGCCCAAACAUAACGCUUAGAAAACCCAGUGUGUACUGCUAUUUUUAAAACCAAAAAGCAUGCCUGUGAUCAGAGCAUUUUUCUCAGCUUUUCCUUUGUCUUGAUCUAUUGUCAAUGAGAAUAAAACUGCCAGACUUAAAAUAUUGAUUGUUGUGCUAAAACAAACCAAUUUAGAUUGUACAUAACCUAAAGUGUAACUCAGCUGUCUUUUAAAGGGUUUUUUAAGGUAGAAGACUGUUUAUGGUCUUUUUCAGAGCAAAUCCUAACAGGUACUUGUGAUUGUUUAAAAAAAAAAAAAAAGUAGAAAAUUACAGAAAUGUUAAUUGGGGGGGGUGUAAAAGAGAAAACAAACAGGACCAAAGUUUACGUGCCUUCUUUUGUAGUCUUAAUUGACCUUUUCUUCCUAUUUGAGCCUAUGGUAGCAUUGAUAUUUUGAUUUUCAGGAAAUAUGUACUAUGAAGUUUAAGAGAAUGUUGUCCCACAAACUAGUUAUCUAAUCAUACAAGCAAAUAGUUAUAACUGAAUACGCAAAAUCUCAGUUACACUUUUGCCUUCAGUACAAUGUGUUUCAUUGUACUGAUGGAAGAGCAGAGCUGCCCUUGGUCACCUGAGCUCUAGCGGGCUGAAGCACAUGCUCCAGAGAGCAGGGACCUUGGUGAUGAUGACAGUCAUGCCUGAAAGCUGCUGAUGGCAAACUUCUCUUAGCACUGUCAACAGAGUUUUGUUGUUUGUAGUAGUUGUAAGAACAGGUAUUUUAAGUAGUUGUUUUUGGUGUCAUUAAGAAUAUCAUACUCUAGUCUUUUUCUUCUUCCUUCUUUCUUUCUUUCUUUCUUUCUUUCUUUUUCUUUCUUUACCACUCAUUGUUACCCAGAUCUUUAAAAAAAAAAAAACAUCCUUUAUCCAGGAAGCACUAAUUACAAAGCUUGCUGACCACACCAAGUUAUUCAUUGAAAUGUCACCUCAUUGCUCUGACCAAAGACUGUCUGUUCUGGUUUUAACUCAUCUGUGAAGCAUUUUCCUUGAGCUCUUUUCUGAAAGAUCCCAUGCAGAGUGAGCGGCCUUGACUUUUCCAUUUCCUAUUGAUGAAUAGACUGCUUACAGAAAAUGGGAAUUUUACUGUGAACAGAAGGGAGUGGGACAACAAAGAUGGAUGGUCAUUUUCAGUACUGUAUUUGAGGGGGUGGGAAAAUAGCACAGCUAGAAGCCUCUUACAUUGUCUAGUGUUUUACAUGGUCUGUUCAUAAAAUUCCCUUUUCCUGUUUGUAAGAAUGUUCAUCUAACAGAAGAAAAUGCUGUAAAUAUUUGUAACAACAUUUUUUUUUAAAACCAGGCCAAAAAGAAGAAGAAGAAGAAAAAAAAAAAAAAAAGGUUUUUGGGAACAAGUUAACAUAUAAAGUGGUUUUAUAGAAAACAGCGAUUGUCUUGUAUAUUUUGAUAAGCAGCAGUACCAGAUUUCAUUUGUAAUACAGUUUGUGGUAUUGGAAGAAAAGGAUUCUGUGGUUGUCUAAGUGAAUUAUGUUAUAAAUGCAAAGAGGAGGAAAUAUUAAAAACCAUAUUUUCUAACUGUGUAGUGCAUGGUUAAUUCAAGCUUCUGUACACUACAAUAUUGAUUCCAUUUUCCUUUGGUUUGUAUAUUUGAUACUGUUACUUGGAAUCUCAGUCUCUUUUCCUAACAAGUAUAGCAUUGUAGCAUGCCUUUUAAUAAAUGUCAUGGCAUCUGUACUCUCUUAAAA